This is a messenger RNA of Doryrhamphus excisus (bluestripe pipefish), 1657 nucleotides long. It is a transcript of the gene ccdc92ba, whose product is annotated as coiled-coil domain containing 92Ba. NCBI's taxonomy places the organism in Eukaryota, Metazoa, Chordata, Actinopteri, Syngnathiformes, Syngnathidae. The record is from RefSeq and is a predicted model, not a curated record.
UUCACGUGACAGUAGUUCCUCGUCGUUGAUCCCUAAAGACAACAGUGUCAAAAAUGUAGUUUUAUUAGUGAAAUUAGCUUGUCACAGUAAUGUAACCAGCAAUUAAAUAUGCAUAGUCAAUCAUCGAUCAUCUGUGCUACGAUCAUCUCGCGUGAUCUCAUUACGGUGUUUUGUUGUCUUCCCACCAGCCAAUCACACACACCCUCCAGCACAACCAUCCACAGCCGCUCGACUCUUCACUCCGUGGGGUCUAUCCGGGAGGAUGUUGCGCACUUUCCGAGGUGGGCUUAGCGUCGGGCCACCGAAAUGAAGCGGUACUGAAGAGGAGCCAUGUUGACUUCCAGUGAGAAGACGUCACUAUCGGCUUCAGAUGAGCACUUUAAAUCUGCAUAGAGAUUUACCGUGGAUAACAACAUGUCCGUGAGCCUUGGAGUCCCAUUUCUUCUAAAUCAACAACUUCUUUGUGGCGACAUAUUUCAAUCCGUGCUGAUGAUAAGGCAGGAGGAGGGUGAACACCCAUUCACUACAAUGUACAUCCCAUCCUUUUGAUGACCUGCUUCCUGUGACUGCACACCCACCCAUGGCUGAGGACAGCGGCGUGGCCAGGCAGCUGGAGAGCGUGGAGAGGAGCGUGGUGUUCCUCAGGCAGGAGCACCUCACUUUGCUCCAUGGGCUCCACUUGGAGAUUCUCUCCUUGCAGAGACGAUGCUCAGAGUUGACAAAUGAGCUGAAGGUGAAGCCUCCGGGUAGAAGUCAAAUUGAAAUACAGGAGGAAGAGGAGCUGCUGGAGGCCCGCUGCAGGGACGUAGAAGACUGUCUAGCCGAGCAGGACUGCACCAUAGGAGACAUACGCAAGGAGCUGAGCCACAAAGGCACUUUAGUGGGAGCCCUUCGAGCCAAUCUGAAGGAAAAAGAGCGCCACUUCCUGGAAGAGCUGAAACGGCGCAGCCACUGCUCCACCGUCCUGAACACAGAGCUGCAGAAACAAACCGAGGCGGCCGCGUACCUCUCGUUCCAGCUACACGCGACCAAGCAGAAGCUGCAGCAUCAGCGGCUGCAGCAGAGACAGGCGUUCCUGUCCAGAGCCUCAAAUCAAGGUCCCCAGUACGGUCCUGAGCACAUCCCCCCACCGCAGGUGCCCUCUGGAGCCUCCCUUGCUUCUCCUGUAGUUAAACCCAAACGUAAGAACACAAGAGUCUCAUCUCGAGAGGAACGUGCCCGUGAAUGUGUCCCCAUCGAGAAAGUGACAGGCCCCGCGGAGCCCGCCGCCAUGCCGGACCCCGCUCUCUUCCUUCACCCCUGGAGGCUCAGAGUGCGUUCCAGGAGACAACCUCCGAUCCAUGUGGAACAAGGUGAGGAAGAGGAAUCUGGUGACCAAAAUCUAGUCAAGCCACAGGAACAUGCAGCCAGACUGGUAUCUUCAACUGCAGCGCCCCCUACUGCUGAGACCAAGGCAGAGUAGCAAAAGCUUCCGUCGACACUGUUAAUAUUCUUGUUCUGCACCUUGACUGAAUCGACCGAUUUUAGCGACUUAAUUACAUCUUUUUUUUUUAAAUACCAUAAACUACAGUCCAACAAAAGUCUAAAUUAUCACUUGAACUAAGUCAGUGUUUGAAUCAGCUAGCGUUUACACGGGCGCCAUUCCUACACUGCGGGG